This is a messenger RNA of Opisthorchis viverrini, 3603 nucleotides long. RefSeq lists its product as hypothetical. The transcript is spliced from 15 exons. The record is from RefSeq and is a predicted model, not a curated record. Gene Ontology annotation, molecular function: protein binding. Lineage: Eukaryota; Metazoa; Platyhelminthes; Trematoda; Opisthorchiida; Opisthorchiidae. The coding region runs from base 1 to 2904 and encodes 967 amino acids.
AUGCAAGGACUAAGACACUACGACAAGCAAAAACAAACACUCUACGAAGCCUACGUCAGACCGCUUCCUGUAGUCCACUUAGGACGCUCGAAGGACGUAAUCCUCGUUGAGAAUGUCCAGCAAGCUUCUAUCAGACGGUUGCCGGCCCCUUCCUCCGACGAUUGUCCAUGCCUUCCAGGUAAACAACACCAGCUGAACAACAAGAACAAAACCGACCCAGUAAACUUGGAGAAAAGCUUCGACCCCGUGUAUCAAUACUUCCUCAUGGCCGGCCGCCCUGAAGGUCACCAGAUGGAUACCGACCUGGGUUUCCUAAACCUUGAAUAUGAAGUCCCAUGUGACACGAAUUUAACGCAGGGAGAUCAGACAAAAGCUGCAUCAAAUUACAAUAUACGGGGUGUCCUGCAUUUCCUUCAGUCGGAAUGGGCACGGAUGGAAGCUCAGCGUUCUGACUGGGCCACCGAUAGAGCUGAACUCUGUGCUCGAAUAGCUUUUUUGGAAGGUGAGCGCCGUGGUCAGGAAAACCUCAAACAAGAUUUGGUUCGUCGGAUCAAAAUGUUAGAGUAUGCCUUGAAGCAGGAACGAGUGAAAUUUCACAAUUUCAAGGCGAACGUAGCCUCAGGUGGUGGAAGUGCUGCAUCACAAAAAUCGACUGCUAUCGACUGCUCCACACGAAGUUGUCGAACCGAGUUGGAAUCGUCGCGCGCUACCCGAACUUCAGCAAUAACUGCGGAUGCGAAGUUGGCCCACUGCACCGAACAGAUGAAAGAGAUAAACGCAAGGUGGCUGGAAAGUCGGACACGACUAAAAAAGAUUUUGCAAGAAAUCGGAUGUACCGACGCAGUUCUGACCUCUAGACAAGCUCGUGUACUGCAGCUGCUGAAGCACAAUCCAGCUUGGCGUGGAGCAUUGGAAAUGGUAGGAGCUUCCGACGUGAAAGAUGCGUGGCCUGCUUCCCGUAACAUCGGUGAUACUAGCGCUUCAGACGAUCCUCUCAAAGCGGCCCUGGCUGAGAUGGACGAGGUGGUGCGGGGUGACUACGGGUCUGCAUCGGACGCCUCGAGAAACAUGGAAUCUUCAAGUGAUGAAUUCGCUGAACCAGAUACAACAGGCCAUUCCUUGGGAAACUCAGACAUGACACCAUCCUCUGAUGGCAUUCGAAUCAACCGCUUUCGCCGAACUGGCGGAGCUCAUUCUCAGUCUGGAGAAAGAAAAUCAACAGGCCUGUCCAUUGACAGUCAGCAUGGUGGUUCAUUGGAUACCUCGGCUGUCUCAACCGUGACCUCGUUCAUUGACAGCCUGAAACCAAGCGGAAGUCCCGGGCAGGUGAAACGAAUUGGACAUGGAGGUAACCUGGACAAGGAGAUCAUGGAUUUCAUCAACUGUCUUUCCGAUAAGACUGGGGACACGUCUCGUCCCGCACCCAACAGCGUCGCGAGUGGUGGACAAGCGCUUCAUAAUACAACCGUGACCACCGACUGGUCAUCGGAACGCCAAGAUCUACCCUCCAACACUGCAUCAGACUCCACAGAAGUAACGGCCAAGGAAACCAAUCCGGCGGAUGGCCUUCUGCUCGGUGACCUUGCCAGUUUGACUGUGGCGAAUGAGGCAGAAAAUGUCACAGAAGGCGACACUGGACAUAUUGCCUCCUCAUCCCGGGACGCUUUCGACUCCAGUGCUGACCGCGAAAACGCUAGUGGCAUUGCUGGUGAUGUGGAAAACAGUCGCAUUUCGACUACCUUCGGCUACCAACGGUGGACUCCCCGUUUCACUCUCCGUGGUCACUUUGACGGUAUCCGGUCGGUAGCAUUCCAUCCAAUUGAACGUGCCGUUUUCACAGCGGGAGAGGAUGCUUGUGCCUGGUCCCAUGCAAAGCAAACAGGACGUGGUUCCGCCCCCUACUCAAUGGACGAACUUGAUCCGUUCCACGUCUACCGUGGUCACAACGGCCCUGUACUUUGCGCUGUAACACCCAGCGCAGAGGUUGCCCAUUCCAUCCCCUACGCUGCGGUCACUGGUGGGUUAGAUGGAACGGUGCGUGCAUGGCUCAUCCCACCCCAUUCCACCCAUCCGGAGCUGUCCACGGCGAAUGAAACCGAGGCGGUGGUUGACUGUGGUGAAACCUUGCGAGGUUCCUCGUCUGCGGCCGUCUGGGCAGUUGCUAUUCACCCCGCAAACCCGUUAUUGGUGGCGGCUCACGCGGAUAACACGAUUGAAUUUUGGUCACUCGUUUUUGGCCAGGUUGGUACAACUCCACGUAAUGUGAUACACCUUGAUGAACAGUGCUCAGCCUUUGACCUGACCAAAUUCCCCCUUGGUCGGGUCACCUGUUUACAUUACCUCCUCAACCGUCCGGACCCCCAGAAUGCAACUCAUCUGGCUGUGGGCACCAGCACUGGGUGGCUGUUCCUCCUGGAUUCCCAAACCGGUCAGCUAGUGUCUUCUUGCCCUCCUGUACAGGAGCGUGAAACCUCGCCUGCAUGUAUCCAAAAUUUGCCGAGAGGAUGGGGUCCAAGUGGUCUUAACACCCUGGCCUCACAUGCAACCCUAUCCCUUCUGAUUGGAGCCCAUGAAGAUGGAUAUGUACGCUUUUACGACCCCCGCGUCCCGUCGGCAGAUCCGUCUGCAAUUGGUUCUAUCUUUUGUACGGACCAAAUGGUUGCACAUGGUGAUGCUGUCAGCAGUCUGGCGGUAGAUUCACUCGGUUUAUAUUUGCUAACUGGAAGUCAUGAUGCAUCGAUCCGAGUUUGGGACUUGGGCAGCCGUACCUGCGUGCAAGAAAUGACUAAUCCCCGGACUAAGUAUAACGAAGCCGUUCACACAGUGGCCUUGCAUCCGCAAUUUUCAUUGGCUGCCAGUGCUGGAGCAGAUGGAGUUUGUCACAUCUACACCACCUCAGUAUGAUGACCACUCACUUGUAGCCAAAAUUCAACAUAUUCACCGGUUUCCUAAUUCCCGUUUUAAGCGAUUUGUUCACGCUAGAACAUCCACUACUCCGUUUCUGCGCCUCCGACGUUUUCUCCUAACUUGAAAACGACGUUUGCAUGUCACGCGUUAUUUUCGCCACUGGUGUACCGACGCGGGAAAUGCGUUGCUUACUUUAUUAACAUGCUAAUGGUUUUCUUUCGCUCCAUGUUGAAUCACUCAACGAGUCAUUGAUCUUUCCCCGCCCGAUGUACGCGCUCGACUCAUUUCAUUCCUGUUUCGUCAGCCUAGUUCACCAUAGCAUUUGGUUGCUUGAUGAAAGCACAUAUUUACUAUGGGGGGAAUUGUCGAUAUUGUUUCUGCUUUUCGCCUCGAACUCAACACGCAUCGACUCAUGCGUCUGCAACCCCAGCAUCCGACUCGAACCUCAAGCGGGUCAAAUUCCCUGAAUAGUUGCUGGUCCGCUGUUCACCUAGUUUACCAGUGAUAUUUGGUUAUGUUUUAAAUGCUGCGUUCCUAUCCACACUGCCCCAAGUCUCCGACCACUGAGUUUGCUUCCCCCUGCCCAUCAUCAUACCCACCUGUCAGUUAUGUACGAUUGGUUAACUUUUUGUUCUCGUCUAGUAACGAUAACCCUGACACGAAUGCCUUCUCUCUUUCCAUUCCUUGGCAGUUAGC